UUCAUUUUCGAACAGACAUGGCUGCUGUAGUUAAUACGGGCUCCAAAUUCUUGAAGCCCCAAUCUGGAGUCAUUGGGAUCGCCUACGUCCGUACAAAUAAUUACAGCACAGAUGACAGAGUGUACAACUUGGCAAGUUUGAAAAGGGGCACCGGGGGGAGAUCUAGUUUCAAUGGCAUAGUUGCCACAGUAUUUGGAGCCACUGGUUUUAUGGGCAGAUAUGUUUGCAACAGGCUGGGAAAAAUUGGAUCACAGCUGAUUUUACCAUACAGAGGUGAUAAUUAUGAACCAUUCAGGCUCAAACUGGUUGGAGACUUGGGCCAAGUAUAUUUCCAUCCCUAUCACUUGAGAGAUGAAGAGUCAAUCAUGAAGUGUAUCAAGUAUUCCAAUGUAGUUGUGAAUUUGGUGGGACGGGACUGGGAGACCAAGAACUUCAAGUUUGAUGAUGUUCAUGUUGAAGGUGCUAGGAGAUUAGCUAGGCUUGCCAAAAAAGCUGGUGUGGAAAGGUUUAUACAUUUGUCUGCCUUGAAUGCUUCUGAGGCUCCUGAGGAGGCUGGAAUUCUCAAGGGUGGUUCUAAAUAUCUGGCAAGUAAAGCAAGGGGUGAACUGGCUGUUUUGGAAGAAUUUCCUGAGGCUACCAUAUUCAGGCCAUCAGAUGUGUAUGGUCAAGAAGAUAGAUUUGUUAGGUAUUAUGCCCAUGCUUGGAGAAGACAAGGUCAGUAUUUCCCAUUGUGGCAUAAGGGUGAGAGAACUGUUAAACAACCAGUAGCAGUAUCUGAUGUGGCUACUGGUAUUAUUAAUGCAAUCAAAGAUCCUGAUACUGCUGGUCAGAUAUAUCAAGCUGUUGGGCCCAAGCGCUAUCUCUUGUCCGAACUGGUCGACUACUUCUACCGUAUCAUGCGCAAAGAUGACGAAUGGGGCUACACGCGCUACGACAUGCGUUGGGACCCGCUCUUCCAGCUCAGGGUCACCCUCACCGAGAAGCUAUCGGUGAACUGGCCCAUCGGCAAUCUCCACUGGGAGAAGAUCGAGCGGGAACACUUGACAGAUGAUGUCAAACCCGACAUACCGACGCUCGAAGAUUUGGGCGUCAAUUUGACAACGGUGGAGCAGCAGAUGCCAUGGGAGUUCAAACCCUGGACUUUCGGGAUAUACAGGGGACAGGAUCCGGACGAACCUCAAGCGCCUGCCUCUCAUCCCAAAGUUUUCGCGUGAAAACAAAUGUUGUUUGAGGAGACGAUUGAUAGUCGCAAGUUUCAAUUUUUUUGGUGAUGCAGGUUUACAAAUAUUCUGCUUUGAAGGGUAUAUAUAAACCUUUAAAAUUCAAGUUUGUUAAAUAUCUACUGUCAUGUGAAUGAAAAUUGUCCAACAUUUACAUAUUAUUUAUUUAUGUUGUCAAUAAUAAAUAAAAUACGG
This is a messenger RNA of Phaedon cochleariae (mustard beetle), 1415 nucleotides long. The record is from the annotation of a GenBank genome assembly. NCBI's taxonomy places the organism in Eukaryota, Metazoa, Arthropoda, Insecta, Coleoptera, Chrysomelidae.